Molecule: messenger RNA, 2034 nt
Organism: Pelecanus crispus (Dalmatian pelican)
Lineage: Eukaryota; Metazoa; Chordata; Aves; Pelecaniformes; Pelecanidae
Source: RefSeq, a predicted model, not a curated record
AUGGACCAAUAUCCCUUCUGCGACGAGAACGCGGUUCACCUGGAGAUGCAUCCCCCUGGAUUUUCCGAAAGCCCCGGGCUGGUCUGCAGCGAGGCUCUCGACCACGAUUUGUGCCUCAAUGCGAAAGACGCGAUGUUUGCCGGGCUGAGCGGCUUGGACGUGGUGCCUGACCUCGCAGCUGCGGAUGCGGCUCUGGAGGCCGAUUUAAACGUGCUCUCUCCGUACCCGGCGAAGGACUGCGACUCUCUUCAGCUCCUCGAUGAGCCUGACUCGCGGCCCUCGCAGCACGAAAGAGGGGAAAAUGGCCAAAUUCGUUACAGCGGGGUUCAAAAUGGCAAAGGCUGUAACUUGCGUGAGGGUGGGACGUGGGUUUCGGUGUUUGCGGAGACCUCGGAAACGCCGCCCCAGAGCUGCGAACCGCGCGAGGUGGAGCGGCUCCGUGGGGCUUUCGUGCUCGUUUUCGUGCAGAGCUGGGGCUUCCCAUGCCGGCGGGCCCCGUCUGCGGGCAGAAGAAAGCGUCCCCUCGGCUCUCGGACCUCGCUGCCGGGCUGCAGCCGCUGCGGGAAGGUGUUCGGCAGUGCCAGCGCUCUCAGCAAACACUGCCUGACUCACAGCCAGAAACGGGAGCACGUCUGCACCGUCUGCAGCAAGGCCUUCAAACGGCCGGACCACCUGAGCGGGCACAUGUUGACGCAUCAGCAAAUAAAGCCUUUCGUGUGCCCGGAACGAGACUGCGAUAAGAGUUACUGCGAUCACCGUUCGCUGCGCCGGCAUUACGAACUGCAGCACAGCUUGAGCGGCUUGAAGGAGGCUCCGAAGGAAAGUGCCAGGGAGGAAUCCCCGCUUCUUCCCGGUCCCUGUAUCCAAGGCGGUGGGAAAUGGGUGGACAGACGGACUGCGCGCUCAGCGCCAGGCUCUUGCUGGCCCAAGAAAGACCUGCUGAGGUGCGUUGUGAGCAGCUUUGCCGAUCAGAAGCUUCCCUCGGCUGUCUCGCCCUCCGCAGAGCACGCCGGCGCUGCCUUGACCGAUUCCUCCCCAGCAAGCCAGGCCUCUUGCCUUGCAUCUAACAGCAGCGGGCUUUCGGAGGCUGCAGGAGACAAUAUAUCGAAGGAUCGCCUCUCUUGCCGAAAGAGUGCCGCUCCGUCCAACAUCUGCGCCAUAGUAAAUCCCGACAACGUGUCUGUGAUUGCGCCGGGCGAGAACGUAGUUGCCAAUUUGACCAGUAGGUCUUUUAUUUCAGAAGACCAGCUCUCCUCGGAGCCUGCAGGACUGCAGUGUUGUCCCAACAGUGCCCUGCCUUGUUUUCCUGCGUUCAGAGGGCAGAAGCCGCCUGCAAACCAGCCGAGCAGUGGCUUUCAGCGGAUAAGAAGCGUGCCGGUUUGUGCUAAACCCCAAAGGAACAGCGUCUGCUUUGCUCACAAGCCGCCCGUCGCGGCGCAGGGUGUUCCAGAGGGCUUAGCUGGACCUUCUUGCAUGUUCUCAGCUGCAUACGCGUGUCCGGAUGCUUUGCCUGUCCCCGUUGCACCUUUUAAAGCCGAAGAGGAUGUGCCGAGCGAGUCGGCCCUCGGUUGUUUUGAGGAAGCCUUUUGGUCGUCGAAAACCCGUGACUCCCACCUGCGGGAGAGCGCCGGGGAGUUGAGUUUUCCAGAGGUUCAGAAGGACGACGGGCUGCAGAGCGAGACCAAGCAGCGCUUCCCGAAAUCCCGGGAGUUUGCUGCGUGCCCGGAGCCGCUGCAGGUGCAGCAGCACCUCUUCCAGGUGCUCACCAAGUCUCAGCAGGCGCUGUCCCACGCCCAGGCUCCGUCCCCGCUGGUGGCUCCCGAGGCCACGCACGUGCCAGCGAACCCCCUCCAAGCGGGGUGCCAGCAGCCCCCUGGCCUCCCAAGCUUCCACAGCCGACUGAGCACGAGGGACCUUCCACGUACCUCCAAAAGACCGUACCCCAGUUCCAGGGCGUUCCGUCGGAUGGGGAGAAACGCGGACCGCAGCCAGGCCCUGCUUUUCAGUCCCCCGGGAAGGAAUACGUGGGAUUAA